Osmerus eperlanus (European smelt) is the source of this 666-nucleotide messenger RNA. RefSeq names its product lipopolysaccharide-induced tumor necrosis factor-alpha factor homolog. The annotation marks the transcript as partial. The record is from RefSeq and is a predicted model, not a curated record. NCBI's taxonomy places the organism in Eukaryota, Metazoa, Chordata, Actinopteri, Osmeriformes, Osmeridae. Gene Ontology annotation, cellular component: nucleus; cytoplasmic side of late endosome membrane; cytoplasmic side of lysosomal membrane. Gene Ontology annotation, molecular function: zinc ion binding. The transcript has 2 exons.
CCCUGGGCCCCCCUGUCCUCCAGCCCGGUGCAGGUCACCUGCCCCUCCUGUCAGCAGGUGUUCAUCUCCCAGGUGGACUGUUCUGCCGGCCUGCUUACUUACCUCUUCUGUGGAGGCCUGUUCCUAUGCGGGUUUGUGCUGGGUUGCUGUCUCAUUCCCUUCUGUGUGGACCGCCUCCGCAAUGCCCAACACUCCUGCCCCUCCUGCAAGGCCCUGCUGGGAGUCCACAAGCGCUUAUAACCUGGACAGGCAUUAUAACUUCCCUGGACAGGCAUUAACAUACACACAGACGUAAUGUCUCCCUCCCUCCCCCCCUCACCAUACCUUGAUCAUAUGUUAAAUCUGUCUAGGUACCUGCAAAGUCUCUCUCUCUCAGAAGAACCACAUUAACCAGCAUGCUUUGCUGAAUGCAGCAAUUUUGUGUGAUAUCUAAUGAGUGACAUGUUCCUCUUAAUUUGAUGACAGCUACAUAAUAUAAGGAAGGUGGCGGUGACAUCACAGAAGGACAGUGUUGAUGUAAUACUUACAGGAAGUUCUAUAGUGUUUAACCCUUCAUUUACCUUUUACACUUUAUACGAUAUUAUGAAUAUAUUCUACAUACCAGAUUUCCAGGGCUUAAGGCUCCAGAAAAAGGAUUUCCAUGAAUACACAAAAAAUAAAAAAUAC